This is a messenger RNA of Hordeum vulgare subsp. vulgare (domesticated barley), 5068 nucleotides long. RefSeq names its product disease resistance protein RGA5-like. Gene Ontology annotation, molecular function: phosphatidylinositol-4,5-bisphosphate binding; ADP binding. The record is from RefSeq and is a predicted model, not a curated record. The transcript has 7 exons. Gene Ontology annotation, cellular component: exocyst. Bases 183 to 4817 code for a protein of 1544 amino acids. Gene Ontology annotation, biological process: defense response to other organism; exocytosis. NCBI's taxonomy places the organism in Eukaryota, Viridiplantae, Streptophyta, Magnoliopsida, Poales, Poaceae.
AUUGAUUCGUUGCCUGGUUCUAUGUUGACCACUUCUCUUCCGUGAAUUGGUCUCUCCUUUCACUCCACAUCUGCCGUUCCGGGCCGGAGCAACCUUAACCUGGCGCCGCCGUCUGCUACGAGGAGCAACCUUAACCUGGCUCCCCCGUCUGCUACGAGGAGCAAGCCCACUGAGAGUUGGACAUGGAACUACCUCUGUUUAGUGCUUGUUUGGGUGCCAUGGGCUCCCUUUCUAUGAAACUAGAUGCAAUCCGGGAUACCAAACUUGAGGAUGGCAUCCGGAAACUCACAACCCGGCUGCUGAAGCUCUCUAAGGCACAAGACCUUCCCCAUAUAGCAAUAAACUGGAUGAAGGAUGUGCGCGAGCUGUCCUAUGAGAUGGAGAACUGUGUCGUCGCCCAAGCAGAUUGGAUCGAGAAGAUGUCCGGAUUCAAGGCUCGUGUGAAGGCGGCUAAUGAACGGUAUGAUAGAUACCUGCUUGAGACUGUCCCCAGCCGUACAUAUAUUUUUCCUGUCGUUGACCACUGGUUUCCAACGGACGGCGGCCGGAAGCCAGAUCCAGUAGUGGGCCUUCAUGCCAAGGGCGGAGCGGUUGAUACACUCUGCCAAUGGCUGGCCGAUGGAGAUAAGCAGCUCAAGGUUGUAUCCAUUGUGGGUGUUGGUGGGAUCGGCAAGACCACGCUUGCCAAACAGCUAUGGCUUGAGAAGAAACUCGGGGACUUCGAUUGCCGGGCUUUUGUGCGGACGGCCAAGAAACCUGACAUGAGGAGGAUCCUCAGGAGCAUACUGGUACAAGUUCGUCCCCACCAACCACCAAACACUAGUGGGGUGCACGACCUCAUUCACGACAUCAACGAGCAUCUACAAAAUAAAAGGUACUUUCUUAUAAUUGAUGACUUAUGGGCUACAUCAGUAUGGGAUGUUGUUAGUGACGCUUUCCCGGAGGGUAAUCAUUGCAGCAGAAUAGUAACGACGACGGAAAUCGAGGAUGUUGCUCGUGCAUGCUGCAGUUAUCCAUCCAAGGACAUAUUUAAGAUGGAACCUCUUAACGUAAGUAACUCAAAAGAACUGUUCACCAAUGGAGUGCUUGGUUCUAGAGAAGAAGAUUAUCGCCAGUUUGAUGAAGCCUCAGAUGAGAUUGUGAGAAGAUGUGCUGGUUUACCACUAGCAAUUAUCAGCGUAGCCAGUGUUCUAGCAAGCCAACGGGAAGCAGAUGCAGUAGAGAACAGGGAACAAACAAGAGGGCGCUGGAAAGGGGUGCAUGAUUUCGUCUAUUCAAUAAUAGAAGCUUCCGUUCAAAGUUAUCGUCACAUCAACCCGGCACAACUGCACAACAAAUCGGCCUCUGGGGAUCGUGUACAGGAUUUUGUAGUCAACAGUCUACCUGCAAAUACAACUUCCGACGAGAUAAUGAAACAAGUACUCAUUUUUGUCUACAGUUGCCUUAGUAGUUGUUUGCAGACAUGUCUAUUGCAUCUCAGUAUGUAUCCGGAGAACUAUAAAGUCUUGAAGGAAGAUAUAACAAAGCAAUGGGUAGUUGAAGGCUUUAUCUGUGCUCCAACAGAUAAUGGCAAAAUGAAAGUUGCCCAGAGCUAUUUCGAUAAGCUUGUCAGUAUGGGUCUGAUACAAGAUAUAGAUGUCGACAAUAGCGAUGGCAUACUGUACUAUGCAGUGCAUCACUUGGUACAUGAUUUUAUUACAUCUAAGUCCAAAGAGGAGAAUUUUGUGAAUGUAAUAGAUUAUUCUCAAAGGACAAUACGACUUGCCAACAAGGUUAGUCACCUGUCCCUCCAAUUCGGCAGUGCAACAUAUGCAACCCCACCAGCAUGUACAACUACAGGACUGUCGCAAGUUCGAUCGCUUGCUUAUACUGGACUGAGUAGCUGUUUGCCUUUAAUCUCAGAGUUUAAGCUUAUUCGAGUCCUGAUCCUCCAUAUUUGGGACGAUCAACCAAGCAUUGAUGUAGACCUCUGGGGUAUAUCUGAAUUGCUUCUGUUGAGAUAUUUGCAGGUCACGUGCAGCGACACCGUACAUCUACCAGAUCAGAUGCAAGGUCUGAAACACUUGGAAACACUUGAAAUAAAUGCAGGAGUAGCAGCUGUUCCAUCGGAUCUUUUCCAUCUUCAGAGCUUGUUGCAUCUUCGUCUCGGAGGUGGAACAGAACUUCCUGAUGUGACUGGGAUCCUCAGAAAUGUCACUGUGCCUAGUGCCGCCAUUUUAUUGGAUGAGUCAAGCAGUCCUCCUAAUUCAGUGAUGGCAAUCGAGCUGCUGCCACCUAUUUGUAUAAUCCCCGAGUGGUUUGGACAGCUUAACAACCUCUGCAUUCUGAAAGUUGUCGUCGGUGAACUGCUAAGGGAUGAUAUCCAUAUCCUGGGAGGAUUGCCAGCCCUCACUGUUCUCACAUUGUUCGUCCAGCGACAAACUACAGAACUAAUCAGCUUCGCACCUGGAGCAUUUUAUGCUCUAGAAUAUUUUGAGUUCAGGUGUGGCGUACUGCUCCUGAUGUUUGAGGAAGGAGCAAUGCCCAAUCUUCAGAGGAUUAAGCUAGGUUUCAAUUCUCACAGAGGAGAACAGUAUGGUCGUUUGCUUGUGGGCAUUGAGCACCUAUCAAACGUCCAGGAGAUUUCUGGAAUAAUUGGUUCAACUGUUGGUGCAGAGGAAUAUGACUUGAAGGCUGCAGAGUCGGCAUUCAAGGACGCCAGUGGCAAACAUCCUAGUAACGUCAGCAUAAAAAGAUCAGGUAUUGUUGUGGAAGAGUAUGGUCCUCUAGAAAUACAUCAUUCAUUCCCAUCGACAUCAAAUGAAAUAUGUGGAAAUCAAAAACAAGAGUCCCAGGAAGAUAUAAAGCAAAACGCUGCUAACAAUUUUCAGUUGAUUGACAGGACCACAAACAAAAAGGGACAUGCAAGUGUGGAGCUAUUGACGCAGAAGACGAUCAGAUUCAAGAUAGCAGACAUUACAUCCAAGCGGUGGAACUCCAGUGCCUUCAAAGUCCUUUCAAAGUUUCAGGGGAUCAAUUCGAUGUCGUUGGACAAGAAGGGGCUGCUAAAGGUGGUGGCGCACCUGGACCCGGAGGUUAUACUACGAGCGUUACGGAAGGCUAAGUUUAAUGCGCAAAUCAUCAGCGUCGGGCCGCACGUCCAGAUGGACAAGCCCAAGGGACGGCAGAUGCCUGAAUCUCUCAACCUCACCACAAGACGGAUCAUCGGUGGCGGAGGUAGCAUGUCAGAUUGCACCCAUCGCAUCGGGUUACAGGCGUCGGAGCAGGCUCGCCACAGCUCGCUCUACCUCACCUUGCUCGGAGCCUCGCUGGAUGUUCCCGACAAGCUAUGGGCCGUCGCUAGGUGGUUAUCCGGUUAUCCGCGCGCUUGGGUGCUGAAUGUUCCGGGCAAGGCGUGGGCCGUUGCCACGUGGUUAUCCGGUUAUCGGCGCGCUCCGGUGCUGGAUGAAGACAAUCAAAUUCAUGGCAGUCCACCUCGCCGCAUUCCGAGCCACUUGGAGCUGGAUUCCGCCAAGGUGGCCGCGGUGAUCGCCGCCCUUCGCCUGGAGAUCGCUGGCGGGGCCCAUUGGACCCCCACCGUCGUGCAGCACCGAGCCAACACGUUCAACUCCGACUCGAGCGGCGACGAUGACGACGAGGAUCCUAGUGAUGGGUACAUGUGCUACCCACCUAUCUCCUUUCUGGAAACAGGGGAUGCCCCUCUCUUCUUAACCGGAUCGACUGACUCCGCUCGACCAGGCGACGGCCUGUACAGGCUGUCCGAUGUACAUGACAACCCAUGGAUCCUCAGGGAAGGCAUAACGACCGUUGCAGGUCCUUGUGAGCUGACCAAUGAAACAACAAUGACUUGGGUCAUGAGGCUCAAAAUUACCACCAAACUUGUUUGUCUAAUUAAGCAACAAUUGCUUGAGCAGAAUCGGGAAUUGUCUGAAGAAUGCUUUGCAAAGGUAGCUGGGCAAUCUUUAGAAAAGAUCUUUGAGGUUGCAUGUUCAUUCAGUGACGCAACAUGGUCUGAUGUCCAUAUUUCACAACAGCUGACUGUUUUCGAAACACUUGUUGAUGUCCUAUUCAAUAUACAAGACCUGCAUUUCAUCAGAUCUGGUGAGGUUGCUGGUAUUAUUAAUAAGAUGGUGAAUGCUUUCAGACGAAUGAUCCAGACGACUUCAGAUGACAUCUAUCGUGGCCGAGAAUCUACCAUUCAUCCAGCAACUUUUAUUUUCAUACUAGUCCUGGAAUUCUUCUAUCGUAACGGAGAUAAGUUGCAGUCAAUACUUGAAUCUGGAGAUUACAACACUGAGCCGUGCUCAGACAUGUGUGAUUGUCUGGUAUCUAAGCUCAGAGAAUGCGCAGAAAAAACUUUCCAAGAAAAGGGGGGAAGGUGCAUAUUCUUGUUGAAUAACAUAGAUUAUGUUCUGGAACUGAAGUAUCAUCCAGGACUACUGCUCCCUUCCAGAAUAGUGAGUGAUUUAAUUUCAUUGACUGACAAAUACAUCGUCAGCUACCUUGACGAAUACUGGGUUCCACUUGUGACAUAUUUGGAUGUAGAUUCUUUCAAGGGGCCAGACCGUUUGUCCUUUGAUAAAUUUAUUGAAGAGUUCUUUACUAUCUGUGAUAGCCAGAUGACUUGGAAAGUUCGAUCUAGGCUUAAGAUGAGACUGCGUCAACAGAUAAUAGAUUUGAUUGCCCCAACAUAUGUCAACUUCUUGAAGGCAUCACAGGAGAAGCCAAGAUCUUGGUUAAACAUGAGCCGUAGAGAGAAACCAAUGUAUACUGCUGCGUUUCUGGAACAGGUAAUCAGCGGAUUCUUUGAAAGAUAGCAGGGAUGGCAGGGCUCCAUACUUGUACAGGGUCGGUGCAACUAUCGUAUAUUAUAGCAUCUCUAACCGAUCACUUGUAGUUUAGAGAGCAAACGGCCGAAUAUCCUUUUAGAACAGUAUAUUUGCUCCUUUAAAAAAGUGUGGUUUGUAACCGAACCCCCAAACUUAACUCUCUACAAUUUUCUUUGGGCUGAACUCUCUACAAUUUUCUUUGGGCUCAUGCAUUUAGUAAAACAUUUGCUAAGCGCUAA